AUGGGAAAUCCAUCCAGCGCCAAGGCGUUAACGGUUGAUCCACCCGGUUACUCCAUCGCAGCCCAGAUCGAACCGUCAGAAUCUGCCCUACGGGACGCCACCGUCGCUGUAAUCACUCAGUUCUACGCGACCCAGUGCAACCACAUCUACCUGCGGCGUCGAGCUACCAAAGCGGGCAGUGUCUUCUUUCAACGUGACCUAAUCAAUCAGCUCCUGAUCGGGGUUGGACCAAGCGUUACCGUUCAGCUGGAAACCUACCAGGCGAAGGUCCUAAAUCAAUCGCGAGCAAACAAUGUAUUUCUGGUGGAUGAUUACGAAGCCUUCCGGCGCAUUAGCGCCGGAAUGAAGAUUCGCACGUACGAUUAUACGGGAAACUUUCUGAUCGUAGUAAGCGAUUCGUCGAACAGCAGCUACCGAACGGUGCAGGAAAUCAUGGAUGACUUGUGGUCGCACUAUAUUGUCAAUGUUGGCGUUUUGAUGACGUUUGACGAUUCACCCGGCAACGCCUACUACUAUACGUACUUUCCCUUCGGGAACGGUUACUGCGAACAGGUUCGUCCGUGGCUUUGGAAAAUUUUCCGUGACGGACGGUGGGAUGCUAGGGAAUUUUAUCCGGAAAAGCUGACCGACUUCCACGGGUGUCCGUUGAAACUGGCAAGCUUCGAUAUUCCACCGUUCAUGAUGCUGGAGUUUGGAUCGGAUGGGAGUGUGGUUAACACCGACGGGCUGGAUGGGAUUGUGGUGCGAGUGUUAAGCGCACGGUUGAAUUUCAGCGCACAGGUGGUGGUUGUGGAUCCUCCGGAUUGGGGUGUUACAGCGGAGUUGGGGUUUAGCACCGGUGUGGCUCGAUAUGUGCGGGAUCGUUUGGUGAACUUCACCAUUGGAUACUGGGCAGUGACCUACAGCAGGAACCGUUUCAUGGGAAGUACUUUUCCCUACUAUACCUCGCUAAUGGUUAUCGCCGUUCCACCUGGGGAGCCGUACAGCUCGCUGGAACAACUUUAUUUGCCUUUCAAGAGCCUUAUUUGGAUCGUUGUCGGAACUUUCCUGGGUCUCGCCGGACUCAUGAUCGUGCUUAUCAACCUGCAAACCUCUACGGUUCGGAACUUUGUCUUCGGUCGAGCGGUAAACACUCCAACGCUAAACACUUUCAACGUCUUCUUCGGUGGAUCUUUAACUCGUCUGCCAGGUCGUAACUUCUCGCGAACUUUGCUGACGUUUUGGCUGCUCUAUGGAAUGAUCAUUCGCACCUCGUACAUGGGUUCGUUGUUUAAGUUCCUGCAGUCGCAGCCGAACAAGACUGUUCCACAGUUCAUACCGCAGUACACUGCCGCUGGGUACCAGAUCCGGAUGGCACGGAACUACAGCUAUCUGUUCGAAGCCUUUCCCGGCAUCGCGGCUCAUCUCCAGCAGACGGGACUGCGAGAACUCUACGAAAGUGAGAUAACUGAGCUGCAACAUCCGACCACUCGCUACGUUCUGCUGGCACCAAUCGAGGCGAUCUCCCACGUAAACCGAGCGCUGACCAAGCAUCAGCAGAUUCUCCGAAUCACCAAGGAUCGUGUGUAUCUGUCGAAGUUGGCAAUCUACUCCCAGCGAUCGGCACCGGUGCUGCAACCGUUCAGUAUUCUCCUGGGCCGCCUGAACGCCGCCGGGUUGAUCGAUCAGUGGGCAUCGCACUAUCAUCAGCCGGUGUUUUUGCGCAGUGACGAACAUUCGGAUGGUCCUCGACCGUUGCGAUUCCUGCAGGUUCAGGGUAGUUUCGAACUGUGGACUGUUGGAUUGGUGAUCGGUGGCGCGAUGUUCCUAGCGGAACGCAUUGCCGGCUGGUGGAAGCAGCGAUCACUGAACAACGGGAGACGAAUUACUUUUAUCUUGUAG
This is a messenger RNA of Sabethes cyaneus, 1881 nucleotides long. RefSeq lists its product as uncharacterized. The coding region runs from base 1 to 1881 and encodes 626 amino acids. The record is from RefSeq and is a predicted model, not a curated record. Lineage: Eukaryota; Metazoa; Arthropoda; Insecta; Diptera; Culicidae. The transcript has 3 exons.